AACAACUGAACGGAAUCUCCCCCGCCAGUGCCCCCCGCCACAUAUUCUCCAGUAUUUCGACAUCACUGCUGUGAGCAGUGCACACAUUUGGGAACUAUUGGGUAGCAGCAGGGGAAAGAUGUUAGCAGAGAGAAAACCUAGUUGGAAGUGUUUUCGAAGCAGGUAGAACUGGACUUCGAAUAAACUGCGGUGCGAAGUUCGGGUUACAGCCUCCCCCACGUCAGCUCCCAGGCUGUAGACAGGGCCAGUGCGAGCUGACCAUGGAGGGUGGUGGACUGGUUUGAGGACAAGCAGGAAAGAAGUGUUCACCAUGGGGAGCCACAGGAACGGUUUUACUAAUGAGAGUUUCAUUUUGUCUGUGGAUGUCGGGACUACUUCGAUCAGAUGUCAUGUCUAUGACAAGGAGGCAGAAAUCCGAGGGUCAUGCUCCACCAUGGUGGUUCCCUUGUAUCCAGAGGUAGGACAUGUGGAAAUGGAGCCAGAAGCAAUAUGGGAAGGGUUUAUCACUGUGGUCAAGGGAGCUGUGCAAGAUGCAGGAGUUCACAUGCGUCAGAUAGAGGCCCUGGGCAUCUCCACUCAAAGAGGCACUUUCACAACAUGGGACAGGAGAACGGGAAUUCCUUUCCACAACUUCAUCAGCUGGCAGGAUCAGAGAGCUGCAGAUUUGGUGAAGACCUGGAACAGAUCCUGCACAAUGACGGCCAUCCAGGGCGUGAUGAAGGUGCUCUACUUCUUCACCAGACAGAAACGGUUGCUGGCAGCAAGUCGUCUCCUCUUCUCCCCUCAACAUGUAACCUUCCGCCUCGUCUGGGCCCUCACACACUACAAGCAGAUUCGUCAGGCGGCAAAUAAAGGCAACUGCUGCUUUGGAACAAUCGACACCUGGCUGCUGUUCAAACUCACCAAAGGGCAAGUCCAUGCCACAGAUUACUCCAAUGCCAGUUCUACAGGAAUUUUCGACGCCUUCCAGAUGUGUUGGAGUAGCUUUCUCAGCUCUAUGGUUUCUAUACCUCUCUCUAUUUUCCCCAAAAUAGAAAACACUAGCUAUGACUUUGGAUGCACAGACCCGUCCAUAUUCGGUCUGCCCAUCCCCAUCAUGUCAGUGAUGGCGGACCAGCAGGCAGCCAUGUUUGGAGAGUGCUGCUUUGAUGUUGGUGAUGUCAAGAUCACCAUGGGAACCGGCACCUUCAUGGACAUCAACACCGGGAAUACACCACAUACAUCGUCAGCAGGUCUGUAUCCUCUGGUGGCAUGGAAGAUCGGCCCAGAGGUGGUGUACCUGGCUGAGGGCAAUGCAGCGGACACAGGCACCGCCAUCAAAUGGGCUCAGGAGCUGGAGCUCUUCUCUGACGUCCAGGAGACCAGCGACAUGGCUUACAGUGUCAGCGACUCAGACGGAGUGUGCUUCGUUCCCUCCUUCAACGGCCUGCAGGCUCCUCUGAAUGAUCCCAAAGCCUGUGCCUCCCUCAUGGGCCUCAAACCCUCCACCACUAAGAGUCAUCUGGUCCGAGCCAUUCUGGAGUCUGUGGCCUUCAGGAACAAGCAGCUAUAUGACACAACCCUGAGGGAAACUCAUAUUCCCAUCACAAAGAUCAGGGUGGAUGGCGGCGUUUCCUCCAACAACUUCGUCAUGCAGCUGACUGCAGACCUGUUUGGCAGAAAGAUAUCCCGACCCCACCACUACGAAAUGUCGUGCUUAGGGGCCGCUUUCGUCGCUGGACUUGGAGUCGGCUAUUGGAGGAGCAGAGAGGAGCUGAAGAAGCUGCAAAGAGCUGACGAUGCGUUCCUGCCCAAAGGGGUUCCCAACGGCAGUGCCUCCAGCCCGUGUCGGGAGUACAUCCCCGUCAUCCAGAGCUGGGAGAAGGCUCUCAGGCGCUCCAUGAACUGGUACAAGCCGUGACCUGGACGCACACACAGAGAGGGCGGUCCAGAGUCUGAACAAGUAGGAUAUCCAUACAUGAGACUCCAAUUAAAUUAAAUUAACGGUUUACACAUCGUGAGAUCGGUGCGAAAAUGUGAAACCUCCUGUAAAUAUUGUGUCUUAGGCUUUUAUUGUGAAAGGCAGGCCUGCCCCUCCCUACACGCAGAUCACACAGACUGCGUGGGGCCUCAUCUUGCGGAGGGGGCCUCAUCUGAUACGCAAAUGUGGCGCAAUGAAGCACGCCACUGCGAGGCAAAGGUCAAAGGUUUGCGUUGUAAGGAGCCUCCGUGUUGUUGUGUUCAAGACAUAGCAACCAUCAGCUAUAUCUCCAAUCUAAUUAAGGGAAAAGGCCUCCACACACCCCAACAACACACAAAUCUGAAAUAGUCCGUCUUUUAUUUUGAAAGAUAAGAACGCAAGAAGGGUUUUGCCUACAAACGAAUAUAGUCUGCUUUAGGCCUUUAUUGUGAAAGGUGGAAAAGCAAGAAGGGGUCUGGAUUCUUGGUUCUGAUUAUGGAGCCUCUGUGUUGUUGCUUUGACUUUGUUGUUUUAAGAGAUAGCAACCAUCAGCUCUACCUCUAAUCUAAUUCAAGAUAGGGCCUUUACACACUGUAACAUCAAUACAAGCCUAAGACGGACUCUAUUCACCUGCGAGUAUAGCUGCUAUAUCUUUGUUGUUGUAAAUCAAAGCUAUAGCAGCCAUCAGUUGUGUCUCCAAUCUAAUUAAACACGAACAUGCGGAAUACUCGCCUGUGAAUAUUGUCGAGGCUUUUAUUGUGAAAGGUGAGAACGCAAGGAGGCCUUCCUGGUUCUGACCUCCGUGUUGUUGCUUUAUUAAUAUACUCAACCCUUUUCAGACAACGUGAUUGGUUAAUGCCAUUAUGUGUGGCUCAAAAGCUCCACAAAUUGUACAUCAUCGCAGUGUAAUGUUCUAUUAAAACAACGGUUUAAACCAUAUAUAUUGAAGAGUGAAAAAUGUGUGUGAAGGCCUUUAGUCUUGAACAAUACAAAGAAAGUAGACCUCAAUGAUUUGGUGACUGCUGUGCGACCUUUAACAGCAGCCACUCGAGGGCGAUGACAGAAAAUGUGUUCCUACUUGAAUAUGGAACACAGCUGAAGGUCUUCCUCUCAUCACACUGAGACACACUGAUAUCUGUGGGCGUAGGCAGGGUCCCGGGACAGGACGGGUGACCCCAGCCUCCAGUUGUGCUACUCAUUAAGAAGUUUACUCAACCUUUUGUACUGGAUUUCCUCUCGCCAUUGGAACCGUAUCCUUGUAUUCAUUCCUCACCUCAAGCCACUGGUGCCUCUUUAUAUUGCAGUUAUUUUAUCAAGCUUGGAUAAUAUUUGUACAUGCUGACUGCCACAUGGGGGCGCUAAUGACUCUGUCUUAUAGCUUUUUCAUUUAUGAACAGCCAUAGCAACAACAUGCCACACAAUAUGGAUUGAAAUCACAUUCACACAUGAUGCUCACUUAAUAGGAAGCAGGAAUUUAGAAUGAAUAAAAGCACUUAUUAGUUAAAAAUCCCUUUUCCUUCUUGUCUUAACAGCAUUUAGGCUUUGUUGAUCGAUAAGUAGUCAACUAUAAAUUACUUUAAACAACUUAUUUAAAUAUCUUUAUCUCAAAAGCGUACAAAUGAACUAAUAUGAUUACCUUUUAUCAGCUUCUCAAAUGUGAAUAUUUUCUGAUUUCUGUGACAGUAAACUGAAUAUGUUUUAGUUGUGGACCAAACGAGACAUUUGAGGGUUUCUUCUUGGGCUUUGAGAAAUAAUAAUCAACAUUUAUCACCGUGGAAAAACGUGCAGCUCGACAAGACAUAUGUCAAAUGUUAGUGUCACUAGAGUACAUCCACAUGUCCUUAAAUCAGAAGCAGCUUCAUUUGUAUCUUUAUAUAUUCUAGCUGCUCGCUUUACACAGUACUUGAACUUAUAUGUUAUCUAAAAACUAUGUUUAAAUGUGAUGAUGAUAUUGUUGAAAUGUGACUGGAACAAAAUCUAAUUGUCUGUGUUUUUCUCUGUGGAGGGAAAUCCCGCAAGGUUUUACUACUUUUACGACACUUGAAAGGAAACAUUUUUUGUAAAAUGUGGCUGUUGGAGGGAUCUGAUUAGAAAAUGUAGCUUUGCUGUAGUAGCAAUGUCUCACACAGAAAUAUUAAAUGAAAGGCUCAUGGGUAGUUCAACUUAACUGGGGGAUAUCAAUAUUAACUUGCUUAAAACAUAAAAUAGGAUACAUUACAUGUCAUUUUUACAUAAAGUGUAUUUCUUGUCAAUCCAUGUUUUGUAACCCCUUAUUUUCAGGUAUUAUUGUGUUUAAUGUGGAGUUCCUCCCCGGGUGAAAGCCAUGUUAAUGUCAUGUGAUGUUUUGACUCAAGUCUUUAACUUGACCUGAUGAACUAAGAUGACAAAGUUACACAUUCUAAUCGUCUUAUAGAAUAAAAAUGCUAACAAAUAACAUAACAACUGUGAAUCUUUUACUUGUACUUGCUUGGUGUCGUUAAAUGUUUGUGCCUUUCCUGAUGAUGUCAUAUCUAAGGUGGUCGACACGGGCAAACGGGUUUCAAUGUCCCAAAAUACUCAUAUCAGGAGAAACGCGCUGCAGCUUCUAAAACAAAAAAAAAAUACAAAACUGAAAUGUGCCAAAAUCCAUGCAACUGAAGGAACAUCUCCACCAACACAACUCAUGCACACAGUUGACUAAAAGCGCUGCAUAAACAAAGCGCUGCAAGGAGCUCAAGUACUACUUUCAUGUUUUAUGACGCCGAGUUAGCCUGUUUCAUAAGUGUUUUUCAGUUUAUUUGAAUAUAUCAUUGAUUUGACUAGGUUGGCUACAUUGGCUAGCUAGCUUACAGCAGAUCUGCAAUAAUAUCGGAAGGAAUCACAGUGUUAAAAUAAUAUGUUAAACAUUUGAGUUAUGUUUCCAGUAACAGUUGGCCAACUUUAUCAUCCCAAAACAUCAACAAGUGGUCCCAGCUGUGUGCAUCACUUUUUAGUGUCCCCUGGUUUCCGUUGUGUUUUCAGCUUCUUGCAGCGUUUUGUUUACGCAGCGCUUUUAGUUAGCGCUUGUGCAUGUGUUGUCAAGUUGGUGAAGAUGUUUCUUCCUUUGUGUUUUGGCACAUUGGUAUUUUUUUAUUUGCAUAGUUUUUUGAACUACAGUGGGUUUCUCCUGAUGGAAGUCUUGUAAGGCGUUUGCCCCUGUCGGCCACCGUACUUAUCCUCUUUCAAAGCUUUGUUAUGCCAAGUGAUACUAUGCAUAAUGCAGAAAAUGAAUGUCAUGCCCAAGCUGCUGGUGAAUAACAAACAUGUUUUGUUACUGAAAUCAAAGUACUUUGUAGUAAUAAAACAACGUAACUGAUGA
Messenger RNA from Trematomus bernacchii (emerald rockcod), 5276 nucleotides. RefSeq names its product glycerol kinase 5 (gene gk5). The record is from RefSeq and is a predicted model, not a curated record. The transcript is spliced from 17 exons. Lineage: Eukaryota; Metazoa; Chordata; Actinopteri; Perciformes; Nototheniidae. Gene Ontology annotation, molecular function: glycerol kinase activity. Gene Ontology annotation, biological process: triglyceride metabolic process; glycerol metabolic process; glycerol-3-phosphate biosynthetic process. Gene Ontology annotation, cellular component: mitochondrion. Bases 311 to 1900 code for a protein of 529 amino acids.